Molecule: messenger RNA, 7046 nt
Organism: Dinoponera quadriceps
Lineage: Eukaryota; Metazoa; Arthropoda; Insecta; Hymenoptera; Formicidae
Product: tyrosine-protein kinase Drl-like
Exons: 9
Biological process (GO): positive regulation of kinase activity; protein phosphorylation; multicellular organism development
Cellular component (GO): signaling receptor complex
Molecular function (GO): protein tyrosine kinase activity; ATP binding
Source: RefSeq, a predicted model, not a curated record
CGGCGCACGUGGACGGCAGGACGCGUUGACUGUCCUCGGGAACUCGUCCUCGGGGUAGCUCGGGGGAGGAACUCGCGAUGCGCGUUGCACGGCCGGCGAAGUGAGGGAAGACUGAGAUCUCGAGAAGAGCGGCGCUCUCGGGGAGAGAAUGGCAGGGCGCGUUUCCGGUGGCAGCAGCCACGUGCGAGCGAUCGUCGGUGCCGAAGACGCGAUAAUUGCCCCGCGAGUCUCGAGUCCUGCCCGACGUUGAGACCGAGGAACUUGCCCGGGUGGUGGUUGGUGCCUGGUGGUGGUAGUACAGUAGCGGUAUAUCGGGGCUGCGCGGGGAAACGGGGGUGGUGCGCGGUCACGUACGGAGCAUGUGACACGAUGAGGUGGUGUGGUGGCCCAUGCGAUCUCCUGCGGCGCAAGAUCUUCGUCCUCCUCGUGCUGAUCGGCUGCAGCGAUGGCUACCUCAAUAUAUUCAUCAGCCAGUCGCAGGUCAUGAAGCUCUUAGGACUCGAGGCCGAGUUGUACUACGUGCGAGAGGGGGUGGUCAACACUUACGCGAUGAAUUUCGUCGUUCCUGUGCCGGCCAACAUAGCGGACCUAGAAUUUUCAUGGCAGAGCCUCGUAGGACACCCGUUAUCGUACUCCAUGGAGCUGGAUUAUGACGUGGUGGGCGUACCAGGUGGACCGUCCUCCGGGAUGAUGGCGUUGCUGCCGCCGAGGGUGAACGUGUCCGCCCGGGGUGAAGUCCCAGUCACCCUGCAAGUAUUCAGGAUCAGAUUGCCGUGCUCGGGCGUCGUUAGCGCCGAAAUUCCUCUGGCCCUGAGAUUGAAUGUCACCGCGCCGCUCGGCACUAAGUACAACGACACCGUCUUGGUUUUCAAGAGGAACAAAAUCUGCCUGAAAGGUGUGGAGACUCCUCCGAUGAACGACUCGGUGCGUCUGGAGCCUGGCCCGCUGGUGAACGGUGCGGGUGCAUUUUACGUCGCAGCUACCUGUGCGUUCGCCUUAAUACUGGUCGUCGGCAUUGUUGCGACCGCGUUGUACAUUCGCAACAGCAAGGCCCGCGUCCAAGAAUCGCAGAAAACUCUGCCCUGCUGCAGUUACUCCGCGGCUGACACCGGUGGCCUGGCCAGAAGUUCCGUCUUAGUUAGGGUCGACCCACGGCCCGGAAGCGCGAAUUCCGGAAGUUACGCCACCAUCGCCGACCUCGAGCCGCUCUACGCGAGGCCAUGCGGCUCCAGAGCGAGUUACUACGCGGCGAGCCACGUCACGCAUCUCAGCCAGUCAACUGAUCCGUGUGAGAAGGCCAGAGCGCUCGCGGUCUCGAGAUCGGCAUUGUAUUGUCGCAGCCUCGUGCAGGAAGGUACUUUUGGCCGCGUUUACAAAGGCUCUUUGGAUCUAGCCGGGCGUGACCAGGAAGUUAUCAUAAAGACAGUCACAGAAGUGGCGUCCGCUUACCAAGCCUCUCUUUUGGUGGUGGAGGGCUCGCAACUGGCCGGAUUAGUUCACGCCAACAUCGCCUCUUUAGCGGCCGCCUGUCUGGACAGCUCGUGUCCCUUGCUGGCUUACACGAGCACACCUGGCGAGCUGAACUUGAAGGUCUAUCUUACCGAUGGAAAUCAUCAUCCGGUGACUAGAGACCUGGUGCACGUUGGCGCACAGAUUGCCAGGGCUGGAGCCUUUCUGCACGGUCGUGGACUGUUGCACAGGGAUAUCGCCGCCAGAAAUUGCCUGAUCGAGCCGGGCAGUCUUCGCGUGAGAUUGGCCGACGCCGCCCUGGCGCGGGAUCUCUUCCCCCAGGACUACCAUUGUCUCGGCGAUAACGAGAACCGACCCAUACGUUGGAUGGCCUUGGAGAGCCUCCAGCACAACCAGUACAGCACGGCGACCGAUGUGUGGUCCUUCGGCGUGUUCCUGUGGGAGCUGGCGACACUGGGCCAGCAGCCGUACGUGGAGGUGGACCCGUUCGAGAUGAUGGCGUGCCUCCGGGACGGGUACCGACUGGCUCAACCGAGACCUUGCCCCGAUGAACUGUUCGCCGUUAUGGCGGUCUGUUGGCUCGGCCUCUCCAGGGAUCGGCCGACCAUGCCUCAGCUGCUCGCCUAUCUGCAGGAUUUCCACGUCGCGCUGGGCGGAUUUAUCUAAGAUCGCUCUUCGUCCCGCGAACUCACGGCCGCGGAUUCGCCCCCGCGGACCGAAUCGCGCCGGAUACAAGGUAAAAGUGCCAAUGCCUGGUAUAAUACGGAAGCGUCCGCGGCCCGGAAACAAAGUCAGAUGGGAGAAAUGUUCGCGCGAACUUUCGGCCUCACUUUCCUCGUCCCGAAUCACACUCACACAUUAUAAGACACACGCAGUACAUUCCACGGUUGGAAGUUUGAAUAUUCGUAAUUAACGAGCGAAACAGUAAGGAUGGAGUUAGGGGCGACUCAGAGUCCAGGCAUUGGUAUUUUUAGCCUUAGCGCAGGGCAACCUCGACCUGGCGAAAUGUGCCGAGACGAGGUGCGCGUCCGUCGGACUCGGCAAUCAAACACGAAAGGGAGAGAAGAAGAGAAUCAAAUCGCAUGGAAUUGAAGCGUCGCUGCCCAUUUGCGACACAUACACACUGCCUGCUAGCGAUAGGUACACACACACACACACAUACCCGGUACCACACCACGUGGGUCGCGGUUGACGCGCCGGUUACACGGGGUGGGUUCCCAGCUGAUCGCCAAUCAAAAUAGAGCAUUACCGUCGUCUAAUCGGCGAGGGAACUCGCGACGGACGGCUGGAAGGAAAAGUCGAUACACGGAUACAUCCGUCCAUAGCAAUUAGAGCGCGCGUUUCCGCGCGGCGUCGAACUCUCACGAACUCCCGCGCGACUCUCCCAAUCGCUCGCAGCGAUUCCCCCGAAUUACGCGGCAUCCCGGAGGAUGCCCUUAUCCUCGGCACCGUGAAGCAACGUCAGCCGAUCGAGCGGAAGCCGGCGCGCGGCCGGAAAGCACGCGGAAAGAAAAGUGCUGGAUUCAAGCGGACGCGUAUUACAGGCGUGCAAAUUAAUUCGGUGCCUCUCCACGUGAAAUUCAAAGUUUAUUUACGAAGAGUCCAGUCCAAUGUUCGAAUUGAUUUCCACGAUUUAUUUUCCCUUGACUUUAAUCCCGUUCUAUCGGACGGUCGAAUGAAUGCCCUCGCGGAAAAAGCGUGGAGAAUAUUUUCCAAGCGAAUCGUCCGUGUAAAAUAUUUACUCGAGCCGAGUAAAAUGUCUUGAAAAAUUAUCCAAGCGAAGUAUUUACUUGAUCCCGAGUGAAACUUACUUGAUCCAAAGUAAAACUGUGCUAAGGGGUGUCGGAGUAUUAAUUAUUUACUUGAAUCUAGCACUCUUUUUUUUCUGUGCACGGUCACGCGGGCGAGAUUUUGUAAGUUACGUAUGGAAAAAAGGUCGGUUGCGACGAUAAUGACGAACGGAUCGGAUGCGUUUCGGUCGAAGGGAACGGAAUUUCUGGCUGUAAGGGCCGAGUUUAGUUCGUAAGAGUUAGGAAUUCUGGCUUUCCCUCGACGGAAACGCGUUCGGUUCGUCGGAGUAAAACACAUUGUCACGUGCUGAGAAAAAAAGGUACUUUAAAAAUGUAUCUGGGUGAUAAAUUUUUCGCUUCACGGAAAUGAGGUUUACUUCUGUGAGACAAACCUUACGUCCUUCGACGAAUAAAUUUUCGAGUACUUUUUUCUCAGUGUGUCGAUUCAAUUCCGAUCUUUCUUCUCCGUGUACCGAAUAAUACCCAGAUUCAUUUCCAUUCGGCAUUUUUUCUUCUUCGUGCCGAGAGAAGCCGCGAUCCCCCCCUCUCUUUCUCUCUCUCUCCCUCUUUCUCUCUCCCUCUCACUUUGAUUUUCACGAACGAUAUUUUGCGGAUAAUAAUUCGCUGCGGGACAACUUUCGACCCGGCUCGCUGUUAUCCGGUAUUCCGGUUCGGCGGUCUCAUUUCAUUUUGGUCGAAUUUACGCGGAUUACGCGAGAAAAGUGCGAGGAUCGUUACGAUUCGCGGAUAGGCGACCUCUCGCGCGCCUUCAACCGCCAAUCAAGAUGCUCUGCCUGCUCGGCCGGUAGACGGAGUAAUCCUGCGAGCAAUUCCUUGCCCUCUCGAUGCCCUCUGUAACGCAGGAUGCGAAGGACUGAAUGAAAAUGUCCGCUCCUCCUCGCGCUGUAUUCAUUCAGCGUCUGUAAAUAGAUGGCCGUCUCGACGCGUAAACUUCGAAUCGCUUAAUUUCCACGAUGAAAGCCGCGCAUUCAGCACGACCAGGAGGAGGCUCUUCUCAUUCGACUGCGCGCGAACACGAGGAGAGGAAAGAAUAGCGUUCCCCCGACGUCGGGGACGGGAUAUAGAUUCGUACAUUUAUUAUGAGACUUACUGUAAGUAUACACACGUCUUCAUCCGAACGGUGUACAUCUCUAUCUACGAUAACGGUCGAAGUGAAAGUAGCCGAAAACGCGGGUGGAUAUUAUUCGACAAUUUCGCCCGCGGGAUCCGCGAGUCCCGGCUCGUGUAUUAUUAAUUAAUAAUAGGUGGUAGAGUGUAAAGAAAAAAAGAAAAAAGUCGAAAUUCGUCGAGUCGGAAGUCUUAAUAUCUGGUAGCGAGAUAAUUUUGUAUUUCUCUGAAAGUACGACAAUAUUGAAUCGCUAAUUAAAUUAUAUAACGCCGACGUACGCACACGCACCAUACACACGCACACACACGCGCGCGCGCGCGCGCACGGUCGUUGCGCAAGACGUUGCUAUAAAACGCGCGCGGGAUCGGUUAAUUAGGUCGAUGCGUUUUCAUUCACUCAGCUUUUACGAGGAUAAAACGUCGCGUCACACGCGGGUCGGGGCCCGCCGGUUUUGUCGAACCGUGCGCCCAGUUUUUUCGCCGCGGGGAAAAAGCCGGAAGUCGGGAAAAAAAUGUCCCGAUCGAACCGUGAGCCGCGGGCGGGCGCGAAAGGCGCGAGCGCACGGCCCGAUCGAGUCGCGCCCGAUCAUUAUUCAUUAACAAUCGCGAUUGCGAAACCUCGAAUAAUCGUGACCGGAACGACGGAGAGAGCAAAGGCAAAGCUCGGAACACUUAGGAAUCCUAUUGUUGUGUCUGACCUUCGGUGAACGCACACAUACACACACACACACGUUGUUGCGUAAAUGGGCGGUCGAACUAUACGUACUUUGUAGUUAGGUACUUAUUAGCCACACUGCGAAAAACCGUUUCGAUUCCCCGUGGCUCGCGCGCCCGGCAAGCCCGAAUCUCGGCGAGAUCGGCGCGAUGGAUUUUAAUGUCAGCUCUCGGGAAAAUGGUAGCGUAAAAUUGUCCGGAUUCUUGCUCCUCUCGUAGCUCGCUCCCCCUUUCGCUCGCUCGCGUGUCGCAGAUACACCACGGAGAUGUCAAUUCGCAAUCGUCUCUUACCGGGUGUUGCGACAGAGAGCUCCACGAGAGCUGCGCUCUCGAACGGUCGAGUGUCGAAAAUAAGAUAAGAGGUGAACACGCAAACGCUCCUCUUCGCGGUUGAAUCGAAUGCAGUGAAAUCAUUCUCUUUGUUUUCUCUCUCUCGAGUGUCCGUUAUCGGGGGAAAAAUUCGAUAAUGUCGCCGAAAUGUCUGUGACAACAGUCUUCGAUAAAAAGUCGUUAGAUCUAAUCGGUGGCCGAUAUUGACACAUGUAAUUUGAUACGCGACAAUACGCGUCUCCGUGUCUUGACGUGUGUUUUUAGAUUGAUCCGAUGAGACAUUCGCCUCGUCGAUCGAUCCGAGAGAGAGAGAGAGAGAGAGAGAGAGAGAGCGCCUCACCGGUGAGAUGUCGAAUGUUUUAACAUUUCCCUGCUAUUUGAAUUUUUUACGCGGCGUUCACUUUAUUGUUUGUUGUAAAUAAAAUUACAACCGUCGACGUCAGCGAUGAACAGGCCGGUGAAAGGUUUCGCCGUGACAUUUCCAUCAUAGAAAGACAUUACCAAGGGAAAUGGAGUUAGAACCUGCUAGCCGGCUGCUGUACUGUAGAGAAGGCGCCUUUAAAGGAUAAUUAACAUUUGAACCAUAUAUAUAUAUAUAUAAGAAAGAAAGGGAUACAUAUUAAUGAUUGAACUUCACUCUAAUAAUCUGCCGUUUAUUUAUAAGGUUGCAGUACCAGCAGUUCUUUCGUCAUAUCUGUCUCUCUAAAUUACUUCUUGAAGCGUGUCUCCGUGACAUGUCCCGUUUUUCGUUUCGUUAGAAUGUUACGCGUUAUAAAUGCGCGAGUAAGUUACGUUGACACAAGGCGAGGCGUAUUCACGCGUAAUCGUAUUAGUUCAAUUGCGCUGAUUCUAUAUCUUUUCCUGUCGCGGGCGUAAUUGCGCAAGUAUUGCGCCGAAGCUGGUAAGCCACAUGCGAGAACGAGAGAGAGAGAGAGAGAGAGAGAGAAAGAGACGAGGGACGAGAAAACGCCUUUAUCGACGUAUUAAACAUGCAACACUGAUCUCACAGAAUAAAAUUAAAACCGUGCCAUAGCGGAGUUACAUCGAUAUUACGAUCAGGAUAUAUGUCGCAAGGCUUUACCUUACCUUUCCUUCCAACGACGAAGUUAUUACAAGGAAUAAAGAGCAAUUCGACCGGACGUAUUACGCGCGAGAUGUGUGAGCCCGUAAUCGUCAACAGUCGUUUGAUUUCCGCUCUCAGAUCGAGUGUGAAUUUCCGCCGCUGCGUGCGAAAGUCGACCCUCAGUUUUCAGAGUUUUCAGAAUUGAGUUCCCCGUUGAAAAAAAAAAGGAAAGGCGACGGUACCGAUGUCCACCGGCCAUCGACCAUUUUCCCAGGACAAUCCGCGUUCGUUCGCGAUGCGAUCUUCUUUUUUUCUCUCUUUUUUUGCGAAUCUGAACAGCGAGCUAGAAAUCGCUAACGAAGCUAACGAGCGAGGAUCGAGCGCUUGCGCGACGCGCGGGGCAACGCGAGACACACACACACACACACACACACUUUUAAAUGUACUCGAUGUGUAAAUGUCGCAUGUUCCUGACCACGACCACGAACUUUAAUCGCACUGUCUUUUACUCGUCGUUCCUUGCCUUCCCCUUCUCACCCCCCCCCCGCCCU